Lithohypha guttulata is the source of this 669-nucleotide messenger RNA. RefSeq names its product ribosome biosynthesis protein nip7 (gene NIP7). Gene Ontology annotation, cellular component: nucleus; preribosome, large subunit precursor; nucleolus. The transcript has 2 exons. Lineage: Eukaryota; Fungi; Ascomycota; Eurotiomycetes; Chaetothyriales; Trichomeriaceae. Gene Ontology annotation, biological process: ribosomal large subunit biogenesis; ribosome assembly. Gene Ontology annotation, molecular function: RNA binding. Bases 1 to 669 code for a protein of 222 amino acids. The record is from RefSeq and is a predicted model, not a curated record.
AUGCGCGCACUCACAGAAACCGAGACAGAAACCCUCUUCAAAAAACUAGCAAACUACACCGGCCGCUCACUGACUCAACUCAUCGCACCCUCAGAAUCCGCCGACGACACCGGCAUCACCACCAACAACGACAGACAUGUCUUCCGCCUCCACGAAUCUCGCGUCUAUUACGUCAAACUCUCCCUCGCCAACCUAGCAACCUCCGUCGCUCGCGACAACCUCCUCUGCCUCGGAACCUGCAUAGGAAAAUUCACAAAGACCGGAAAAUUCAGGCUACACAUCACCUGUCUGGACAUCAUCGCGCCGCACGCACGGUAUAAACUUUGGGUCAAGUCGAACGGGGAGAUGCCGUUUUUGUACGGUGGGAAUGUGGUCAAGGCGCAUGUUGGGCGAUGGAGCGAGGAUUGUCCUGAGCAUAGUGGUGUUGUGGUGUUGAAUAUGGAUGAUACGCCGUUGGGGUUCGGUGUUACUGCGAGAUCGACGGCGGAAGCACGGAAGUUGGACCCGACGGCUGUGGUGGCGUUUAGACAGGGGGAUGGCAAACGGAAAUUAAGAUCCUGCAGCGAGGCGACCCGAAAUGUUUCAGGCACACCAGAUGCGAAUCAGGUUUAUACUCAUGCGGUCAAAGACUCGAGGUUGCUGUCUGCGAUCCUUUGCCCCAAGGCAUGA